This is a messenger RNA of Poeciliopsis prolifica (blackstripe livebearer), 3556 nucleotides long. It is a transcript of the gene cep63, whose product is annotated as centrosomal protein 63. The record is from RefSeq and is a predicted model, not a curated record. Gene Ontology annotation, cellular component: centriole. Gene Ontology annotation, biological process: centriole replication; de novo centriole assembly involved in multi-ciliated epithelial cell differentiation. Lineage: Eukaryota; Metazoa; Chordata; Actinopteri; Cyprinodontiformes; Poeciliidae.
GGUCACCGCAGGAAGUUCAUUGUACUCAAAGGAGUGAAAGGCGGCAUAAGUGCAGUUACGGAUGUAAACAAAUAUCCCUGGACCGACUAACUUAGCUGUAAAUUAGCCUCCGCCGCUAGUAGAUGACUGUAUGAAGCUCAGUGUUUCGGAUCGGUCCUUUCCGUUUCUCCAGCAGCUCAGGGGAAGCGUCGUUGUUGCCCAGUUCGGUUGGGUGGCAGUAGAGGCGGCGUAACGUCCAGGAUUCCACGAGCUGUUUUGUUGUCAGCCAGCGGAAGGCAUGAGGAGCCUUUAGGUUAACACCUCCAGGGAAGACUUUACCCACAAGAAGCACACACACACAAAAACAAACUAAUCCAGAUGGAGGCUUCUUUUGAAUCAGCGCGGAACACAAACUUUAGUUCUGUCCUGUCGUCAUGCGAGCCAGAGCUCCAGGAACUGAUGAGACAGAUCGACAUCAUGAUCAGCCACCAGAGGAAGGAGUGGAAGGCCGAGAAGCUUGCCCUGGAGGUCAAGGUGAAGAACGGAGAGGAUGGCCUGCUGACCUCCAAAAGCAUCAUUGAGCGGAGGGACCUGGAGAUUGGAGUACUUCAGAAACAGAUGGAGGAAAUCCUGAGAAGUCGCCAAGAGGCAGUCGCAAAGUACGAGCAACAGCUGCAGAAACUCAGAGAAGAGCUGGACCAUUUAAAGGGAAGUUACCAAAAACUCCAGCGCAAACAUCUCAAGCAGACAAGCGGAGGAGCAAAAGAAUCAGACCGGUUGAAGGAGUACCAGCGGCUCUCUCUGGAGUGGGAGCAGCAGCGGGCGCAGUACCAGAAGCAGCUCGCCACUCUGGAGGCUCAGAAUAAGAGCCUGACUGAGGAGAUCUCACACAUUAAGAGUGCACCGUGGCGGGUGGAGCAGGAGCACAUGGAGUGCUGCUCGGAGGUGCAGCAUCUCAGCGCUCUGCUGGAGAAGGCCCGCAGCAGCCUGCUGUCCCAGGAGCUGGAGCUUGAGCGCCUGCGGCCCUGUGAGGCCCUGCUGGGACAGCCACAGGAGCUGCGGUCAGACGAACCGGACGCCUUGAGGGGAGCUGACCUGGACCAGCAAAGACUUCGAAACGAAGCCGUCAGACUCAAACAGCUGCUCCACGCUAAAGACCAAGUCAUCCGCUCUCUGGAGGACUGCCUGGCGGCUCAGGGCUGCACCGGCGUGGAGGUCAUCAGGAAGGACCUGGAGAAGAUGGCCGACAAGCUGCAGGGCGCUCAGGCCAGCGAGGCGAGCCUCCGGGCGGAGCUGACAUGUCUGAAACAGAGAUUGGAGAGCAUGAGCCGACAGCUAAAGGAUCAAACAAACCUGGAGAAAGAGCUGAGAAACGUAGCGACAGACUUUGACAACUCGGUCGCUGAAAGCAAAAAGGUUGGGGGUGUUCGUUCUUUCUGCUUUGUUUUCUUUUUCCCCAUCACCUUCGUGUCGGGUCGCCCCUCACAUGUCUGGACGCCCCCGCAGCUCCGGCAGGAGCUGGAGACGGUGCGGCAGACCCACAGCGCCGAGGUGGAGGGCAUGAGGAGGGAGGUGUCGAAGCUGACCGGCGAGCUGCACCAGCGCGACUUGUCCAUCUCGGCGCUCAGCGGCUCCUCGGCCAGCAUCCAGCAGCAGCUUCGCAGUGAGGCGCAGCGGGCGGCGGAGGCAGCCACGCAGCUCAAGAUGACUCAGGUGCAGCUGGAGACUCUGCAGGCCGAGAACGAGUAUCUGAAAGGUCUGCUGCAGACGCUCCAGUCCCAACCUCCCAAGGGGAGUGGGGAGAUCCUGCACCAGCGCCACUUGACCUCCAUAAGCAGCCUGGAAGAGGAGAACCGGCAGCUGAAGCAGGCGCUCGCUAAGCACCACAUGCAGCUGGACGCUCAGGAUAAAACGGGUCCGGAGAGGAACCAACACGUCGCGCUCGGCCACACCAUGACGUCGGCACAGGUGCAUCCUGGUCCAGAAUGGACUCAGCCCUCCAGCUAUGACAGAAAGAUCCAGAGGCUCUUUAAAGAGCUUCAGGUCUUUCCAAAGUCUUCCAAAGAGCCGCCUGGCGGAGAGCGCAAAGACAGCCAGCUGCACUCAUCUUCAUCGUCCUCGUCUUCCACCAGCAGCCCCGGACUGAGCAGAGGAAACGCAGGAGCAGCCCACACUCCACCCAGACUUGCUGCUGAGGGUCAAAACUCCGGCCCUGAAAACUGUCUGACCUCCAGAGGUCCAGAGGAGGCGCUGUCCCCUGCACGCAGCGCAGUGUCUCGUUUCCUGGAGGAGGAGAGCCUGUGGUCCAACGAGCUGCGACUGAAACUGGACAGCCACAUCCGCGGCAUGAAGGAGAACAACUUUAGGACGGUGUCCCGGUUCCUGGCGAGCGGCUCGGGAGAGCGAUUCGGCUCCGCGCCGUGACCCUGCCCUCCUGCCUUAGCAUACCUGAUAAACAGUACCAAACCGGUGUGUGACUGCUGAUUCCUUAAUUUACAUUUCCUAAUUCACUACACAUUUUGGCGUAUUAAAAAUCACAAGAUUACUGACAUUUGUGUCACGUGACGGACGCAUGUGUCACUUCUGACUUUGUACAGCUUGUCUGUUUGUGAUGAACGCCGUGGUCUUGGCAGGACACGUUGCCGUGACGUCCUCUCGUCUUGUUUUGAUAUUUAAGGAUCAGCUGACCAUCUUGUGAUGAACUCUCACAGCUCAAUGAGAGCCUUUAAUUGUAAUAAUUGUUACCCAAACAAAUCAUAAAGUUGGCCACGCUGCUGGCAUUUGGAGCCACUUUGAGCACUGAGCAUGCUGAGGUGAGUAAAUAUUGGCAUCAAAUGGCAUUUAGUGAACCAGUAAUAUUCCUGUGGUAACAUUGCACUUAGAUAUCAUAUAUUGUAUGGCAAAUAUUCAAUAUUAGUAUGACAAAUGCUAAUAUUGCCGUAGAUGUAUUGAUGUGCAAUGUUGUUCGGUGUCCUCUUUGGGAAAAGCUGAUCUUUUUAUCUUUUUAUAUUGAGUUUUGAGGACAGUUUCUCUCCCCAGUGCCCCCAGCGUCACAGCCGCCCACUCUGCAGCUCGUUCAGCGCAGGAAUGCGCGCGCCAUGCCAGCACUGUCAUGAAGCCUCCCCCUGCAGCCUGCUCCGUCCUCAUCAUUAGUAACCUGGCGGAAUGUUAAUGUCGACCAUGUGGACGGCGGAGAGGCCAGCGGAGCCGUAUCCAGAUGCAUUUUUAUAGCUUUGUUUUAAAUCAAAGACACAUUGGAAGAAUGGAAAUAAACUGAGGGAAAAAAAUGUGUUUUGCAUUUUUGUUAUUACAGGGAACAGAGAAGUGGUGGUCGGCCGCUUGCCAAGACCUCUGACUUGUCACUUUGAUAUGUGAUAAUGAUUAUUCUAUGAACACCCUUCCUCACACACACACACACACACCAACAAACAGCACCAAGGCUGGCAAUGCAGGCAUUUCUCCAGUUCAGAGGUGCUAAAGUUCUGCAUGUGGAACUUGAGCAUCACAUGCUUUUGGGGGUGGGGGAAACCCUGACUUUCCAAAAAUUAAAUAAAAUUUGAUGAGCUGAUUAAAUGAA